Ochotona princeps (American pika) is the source of this 4706-nucleotide messenger RNA. It is a transcript of the gene CYRIA, whose product is annotated as CYFIP related Rac1 interactor A. The transcript is spliced from 11 exons. NCBI's taxonomy places the organism in Eukaryota, Metazoa, Chordata, Mammalia, Lagomorpha, Ochotonidae. The coding region runs from base 352 to 1323 and encodes 323 amino acids. Gene Ontology annotation, biological process: regulation of actin filament polymerization. Gene Ontology annotation, molecular function: small GTPase binding. The record is from RefSeq and is a predicted model, not a curated record.
AGCACUUAGAUUUUGAGAAAAGGCAGUGGCUCUCACAGGCGUUUUCCAGUAGUUGAUUCUCUGGGACUUUUACUCUUUUCCAGCCUCCUGUCUGCUACGCCCACUUUGCCUUCUCCAGCGACAAGGUGUGGGGUGCCUGGGGCCCUGGAGAGGGGUGCACUGUGCUGUGGGAAGGAGAGCUGAAUGCUGAUCUGACACCUCCUGAUUUGCCUCGUAGCAGGGAGCUCAGGAAACAGAGCAGCUGUGUUAUUGUUGUCUGCAGUCCAAUCUCCAGGGUUUGUCUGCACAGGCCCGGGGGCUGUUGUCAGCAUCCCAGAUCAGCCGGCUCCCAGCUGUCGCAGGUUUGCUGGGAUGGGAAACCUGCUCAAAGUCCUUACCAGGGAAAUUGAAAACUAUCCACACUUUUUCCUGGAUUUUGAAAAUGCCCAGCCCACGGAGGGAGAGAGAGAAAUAUGGAACCAGAUCAGCGCUGUCCUCCAGGAUUCCGAGAGCAUCCUCGCAGACCUGCAGGCCUACAAAGGGGCAGGGCCCGAGAUCCGAGAUGCAAUUCAAAAUCCCAAUGACAUUCAGCUUCAGGAGAAAGCUUGGAAUGCAGUGUGUCCUCUGGUUGUGAGGCUAAAGAGAUUCUAUGAGUUUUCCAUAAGGCUAGAAAAAGCUCUUCAGAGUUUACUGGAAUCUCUGACUUGCCCACCCUACACACCAACCCAGCACCUGGAACGGGAGCAGGCCCUGGCGAAGGAGUUUGCAGAAAUCCUGCAUUUCACCCUUCGAUUUGAUGAGCUCAAGAUGAGGAACCCGGCCAUUCAGAAUGACUUCAGCUACUACCGAAGAACCAUCAGUCGCAACCGUAUCAACAACAUGCACCUAGACAUUGAGAAUGAGGUCAACAACGAGAUGGCCAACCGAAUGUCCCUCUUCUACGCAGAAGCCACACCAAUGCUGAAAACCCUUAGCAAUGCCACAAUGCACUUUGUCUCUGAAAACAAGACCUUGCCAAUAGAGAAUACCACAGACUGCCUCAGUACGAUGACAAGCGUGUGCAAAGUCAUGCUGGAAACACCGGAGUACCGGAGUAGGUUUACAAGUGAAGAAACGCUGAUGUUCUGCAUGAGGGUGAUGGUGGGGGUCAUCAUCCUCUACGACCAUGUGCACCCUGUGGGAGCCUUCUGCAAGACGUCUAAGAUUGAUAUGAAAGGCUGCAUCAAGGUUUUGAAGGAGCAGGCCCCAGACAGCGUGGAGGGGCUCCUGAAUGCCCUCAGGUUCACUACAAAGCACUUGAAUGAUGAGUCAACAUCCAAGCAGAUUCGAGCCAUGCUUCAGUAGAGCUCUGCUUAAAGAAGAGGAUCUGUGUGCUGACCUCAGAAGAUGUAUAUGUUUACAUAAUUUAAUACAGAUUGAUGUUAAUACUCGUGUAUUUACAUAACCAUUUCCUUCUUGUCACUGAAAUAUAUGGACCUUAAUUUGUAUCCUGACUGACUCAACCCAGCAGAGCAUAAAUUGACUUGAAAGCCUUACCUUUGAUGUUGGAAAUGAAAUCCCCUUCUCCAAAGGCAAAAUUCGCAGACUUUGAUCUUUGCUACUGGAGUCCUUUAAUCACACCUGUCACAAUCAGAAAUACUGAAUAGUUUGUGGGAGUGAUUUAAUUCUAGAUGUGUUAUCUCUCUGGGAAGUAUAGCUUAUAGAAACACGAAGUAUUUGAUUUCCUGUGUCGGCUCAGCUACAAGAAACACGACUGUUAUCCUGACAGAGGGAGAGGGCAAUCCAAGAAAAGAAAAAUGCAGGUGGAGAAUUCAGCCCAACUGUUCUGGAUUCAACACAUCCACUGUUUUUCCUCAGACUGAAGUCACACGUGCAACUUUUCUGUUGGCACGUGUUUUAUUAAUCAGCACAUUCCCUUUCUGUCUGGAUUUAUAGCCCUCUUAUGGUCCCUUUUAAUUUUGCAAGAGGAAAAUCACCUCUAUUUUAAUCAGUUCAUGAAAGAGCAGCAGGAGUGGAUAGAUGUCUAUUGCAGUUGACCUAAUGCAGGUGGUUGUCUGGGAGGUGGGGGAAGGCUGGAGGAGGGGCAUCCAGGCGACAGGACAGGUCAUCCCCCUGCGUCAGCCCUCUGCCUACAGCAACAGGGAAAUACUGCCCUGGCCUUGGAAUUUUGGGUAAAGAUUACAACCUCAGAGUGCAGGGUAUGCAGUCCUCAUGUUAGGAGCUCUGUUCUAUGUGUAUACUAUGCCCUGGGGGAAAACAAGUCUAAGGUACUUUAUCAGUUACCAGAAAACUGGGGAAUUUAGAGGAACGAAAUUCACAGUUUCUGGUUAGUAGCUGGUAUUCAAAAGGCAGUUCCUCCCUGUUCCAUUUGGCUAGCUUGCUACCAAGUGAGAGUUCUGUACAAGUACCCAGCUGAAGUCCUAGCCCAAUGAAUGGUUCACAGCAUGAUCUUGGGAAAUCUGCUUAAGCUCGCUGCAUCUCACUUUUCUCAUCUAUAAAAUGGACUGUCUCCAUAAGCUCUGGAAUGCUGGAAGCCAAUAAAAUAACUGACUCCUCCAUUUCUCCCUUCUUGAAUAGAGUCCAAUAAACAAUGGUCCACCUUCUCUUGACCACUAUUACCAUUCCAAGGCCCAUGGUAGUGCCUCCUGUAGGUCAUAGCUGAAUUGGAGUGAACUCUUGAAUAUAUUCUAUUUUGACCUCCAGUGGAACAAUGAUGAUCUGAAGAAGUGGGACAGAAGGAAAGAGAAUGACUUCUACAUGGUAAGCGCUGAAACCUGGGAUGCCUGCUGCUUGCCCCAUGUUCUUCCUGUUUCACCAUGCUGCCUGUGACUGCAUGGAACUGGACUCUUUAACAAAAAUCUCUCAGUUUGGCAUGUAUUAUCAGUUAUCUGGUUCCACGAGAGGGAAGGAGUGUCCCAAUAUUGGUGAAUGAUAAUUCUGAUCCUGGAGAUUUGCUCUGGAUUCUUCUGAGUUUGACGUCAUUCCCAGCAUCCCAAGGAAUGAGCUGCAAAAGAUCAUUGCUUUCUGGACUUCAGCAGCCUGCUCACAUUCCUGCUAGUCCUGUAAGAAGGGACUUUACGUUUUGACAGAGAAAUGCAGUCAAGUGGCAGUAAAGGUCCUCUGGUCUGUGUCUAAACGUUAGUUAGCAGCGAGAGGAAAGGCCCCAUUCUUGUGGGGAUUUCAAGCUGAGUAAGAACAGCUGCUUGGAAGGACUUUCAUCAGAACAGGCAUCUACAAAAUAGUCUCCAAGACCCUCUCACACAUAGGGACCCUAAGACCCUGGAGGACACCAACAAAAUGUGGCAGCACAAGAUGAAUGGAGUCACUAAAUAUUCCAUUCAAGAGGUCUUCUAUUUGGCAGUCCUGAUUUCUGUCUGGGCAGCGACUGUCAACAGUAGAAGGAAACAUGAAAUGUUUCUCAUGGUUUUGUCCGUUUUCCUCCUUCAUCAGGUGAGGGUAUUAAAGCUUGUAGAGGGAAGAGGACUUUUCACCCACCAUGGGAUUCUUGAGGCUCCAGAGACUUGAGCCCAAGUCAUGCAUCUCAUAGACCAUAGUUAAGUGGGAAAAUGUUAGGGAUUAUCUGUCAAAUUAUGUAUAGAUUAUAUAUAAUUUGAAAGAUAAUAUAUAUAUAUUUCAGAGUAAAUAGUUAAGCACAUUUAUAAUUUUUACUUAUACUUUCUAUUAAAUAGGACCAAACGUAUAUGAGGGGUUGCUGGCUUGUUCCGAUUAGCUAGGCCUCCAUGUUUCAAAGCCAAGAUACACCAGUGGAUGGAUUCUGGAAAGCCCCAGGGUCUGAAUUGUUGCCUCUGAUGAUCAGGAGGAUGGGUUAACUGAAUGUCUGUGAUCACCAGCAGGUGAGGGACCUUGGGUCCACACCAGAGCUGUUGUGGGAGACAUGUUCUUUUAAUAAACUGUCCGCCGGGCAUCAGGAGUCCUUCAACAAUCACUUAUUUCGUGCUGCAUGCACACAUGUCCAGGCCUUGUGGGUGGUUUAGGGGAAAGUACUAGCAACAAUGUCAAUGUUAACAAUAUUUCAAAUUUGACGUCUCAUAGCGUUCAAAUAAAUGGUGUUUUCCAAGGCUCUGAUAUUUAUUUUUGGACAAACCAACAAGGUGAAUCCUGUAUUUCUCUGAUACAUUGCUGCUUGUUCAUUAUAAUUCUUAGAAACAUUUCACACGCCACUAGUAAUUGGUAAAAACAGGUGGAAAUUGGUGUUCUGAAUUAUAGUAACUCAUUAAAUGGGAUGGAGUAUCCAUUAACAACCAGAAAGACUUGAAUAUUGUCUUUGAGCUAUUCAUUAAUAUAUAAUAUUUCAUCAAUAUUUAUUCUUGGUCAUCACCACAAUAUCAAUGCAUUAAUGGUAAACUGAGGCUUUUGAUACAUCACCACAUUUUAGUAAAAGUAAUUUCAUACAUACUAAAAAUAAUUGAAGAGUCUUCAAUCUCUGGAUCCAAGAAUUCAGAAAAUUCUUAUUCAAUCUUGCAUCGCAGAUAGCUGCAGUUUUUUUUCUAGAUCCUAAUACUAAACACUUAUCUUAAAUAAGGACACAGAGCAUUUGAACCCAACCUUCCUGCAACAUUGGUAUAAGGUGUUCACAUUCCUGAAACUGUUUAAAAGUUGUAUGCUGUUUGCUAAAGUCGCUGUAAUUUUUCUGCCUGCUUUGCCUCUUUUUGUACAGAAGUUUUGAGUGUGAAAUGGAAAUUAAAGUUUGGUACGUAUAUUUAAAA